This is a messenger RNA of Suillus plorans, 540 nucleotides long. RefSeq lists its product as uncharacterized. NCBI's taxonomy places the organism in Eukaryota, Fungi, Basidiomycota, Agaricomycetes, Boletales, Suillaceae. The coding region runs from base 1 to 540 and encodes 179 amino acids. The record is from RefSeq and is a predicted model, not a curated record. The transcript has 7 exons.
AUGGAGUCUGUUGAAGCAGGUGGGUUAUUUGCCAUGAUCCUUCGAUAUAUUCGCCCACUGAAGUCCUUUGCAACCAGUUGCACAACCCUUACAUUGCAACAUCGCUUUCAGUUGCAUCCUAUAAAGCAGCGACACCACCAUGAGGACCAUAUCACUCGUCGUUUUGCAGACUGGUACAAACAAUCUCAUUUCAGAGACAAGUUUGAUAUUCACCCAUGCGUUUAUUUGACAUUUCUUCGCAUCGUGGGCUGGUUUCAUAAGGACAUCUUCUCAAACUCCAACUCGCCAACUGGUUUUAACAAGGGUAUCAACUUCCUUCAGGUUACGUUAGAGCAUGAUCUACAAACUAUUUUGAGGAAUGGAUCAGACGCUUCAAUUGGGAAUAUGUCCCCGCCCCGGAGGUGUAUUCUGCUGCACCCUGUACCAUUCUAUGUUAUUCACGUCUUGCCCUUGAUGGCCACUUCAUUUUCGUGUCUCUCCAUGCUCAAGCUUCUACGUCCUGAGUUUGCUCAGCUGUUAACCCCAUCAGAUGGAGGAUGA